This is a messenger RNA of Menidia menidia (Atlantic silverside), 4992 nucleotides long. Lineage: Eukaryota; Metazoa; Chordata; Actinopteri; Atheriniformes; Atherinopsidae. The record is from the annotation of a GenBank genome assembly.
GCCUUGCAAAUCGAGAACAGCGAGGAGACAGACCAGGGGAAGUAUGAGUGCGUGGCGUCUAACGUGGAAGGCGUGCGCUACUCGUCCCCUGCCAACCUUUAUGUGCGAGUCCGGCGGGUGCCUCCUCGCUUCUCCAUUCCACCAACAAGUCAGGAAAUAAUGCCAGGCGGCAGUGUGAACAUAACAUGUGUGGCAGUGGGGUCCCCCAUGCCUUAUGUCAAGUGGAUGCUGAACACUGAGGAUUUGACACCAGAGGAUGAGAUGCCAGUGGGCAGAAAUGUUCUUGAACUGAGCAGCGUCCGUGAGUCAGCCAACUACACCUGUGUCGCCAUGAGCAGCCUUGGCAUCAUCGAAUCGGUGGCCCAGAUCACACCUCCGGGUACCCCUGUGGUUACUGAAACCACUGCAACUAGUGUGACCAUUACAUGGGACUCAGGAAACCCAGACCCUGUAACUUACUACUUCAUACAGUAUAGGGCAAAGUCCCCAGACAGCAAGUAUGAGACGGUAGACGCCAUCACCACUACACGUUACAGCAUCGGGGGCCUCUACCCCAACACGGAAUACGAAAUCCGUGUCUCUGCCGUCAACACAAUCGGCCAGGGUCCACCCAGUGAGCCUGUUGAAACCCGCACAGGAGAACAAGCCCCCGCAAGCCCACCGAGAAAUGUUAAGGCACAGAUUCUUCCUCAGAACACUAUGAUGGUGCAGUGGGAAGAACCAGAGGAGCCCAACGGGCAGAUCAAGGGCUACCGGGUUUAUUACACGAUGGACGACUCCCAGCCCAUGAGUCUGUGGCAGAUCCAUAAUGUCCAGGACAGCAUCAUCACCACUAUCCAGAGUCUAGUCCCUCAAGAGACAUACACCAUCAGAGUCCUUGCAUUCACCUCCGUGGGUGACGGACCAUUCUCAGAGCCCAUUCAUGUGAAAGUAGUGCAAGGAGUUCCAGGUCAACCAUCCAAAUUUCAGGUUGGUGCCGUGUCUGACACCAGCAUUGAACUCACCUGGGAACCGGCCUAUGAUAAAGAGGGAAUUAUAAAUUACGAACUGCGCUACACAGAAGGCAGUUUUGGCACCAGGAUGAAGAAAACCUUUGGACCUACAAAAUCAUAUGUUGUGGAAGGUCUCCGCCCCAAUACAGAGUACCGCUUCUCCUUGGCAGCCAUCUCAAACAAAGGCAUUGGAGCCUUCACAAAUGAAAUUUCACAGAAGACCUUACAAGCCAAACCCUCAGCUCCCCCUCAAGAAAUUAAGUGCCGCACCACCAGCUCUACCAGCCUGUUGGUAAGUUGGCGCCCCCCACCUGUGGAGAGUCAAAAUGGUGACCUGGUGGGGUAUAAGGUGCUUUACCAGGUGGUUGGCCCAUCAGAAGGGGCCGGUGACAACACGGAUCUCAUAGAGGAGCCCGUGGUGCCCCCAACUGAAGAGCAGGUGUUGCUACAGCGACUUGAGAAGUGGACCCAGUACCGUGUCACUGUGUCUGCCUCCACUAUGAUUGGGUCAGGCCCAGAGAGUGAGGCCCUGAUCUGUCGGACAGAUGAAGACGUGCCUGGCGCUCCACCGAGGCGGGUGGAGGUGGAGGUCCUCAACUCCACUGCGAUUAAGGUGAUGUGGCGUUCCCUCACACCUGGCAAGCAGAAUGGUCAGAUCCGUGGCUACCAGGUUCAUUAUGUGCGUGUGGAAAACGGGGAGUCACGGGGCCUGCCGCUCAUCAAGGAUGUCAUGCUUGCAGAUGCUCAGGAAAUGGUCAUUGGAGGUCUCAAGCCAGACACGACUUACUCCAUCACAGUGGCGGCAUACACUACCAAGGGGGAUGGCGCUCGAAGCAAGCCCAAACUGGUGGUGACCAAAGGGGCAGUGCCUGGUCCACCCUAUCUGUCAGUGGCUCAAGACUCAAAGACAUCCGCUGUCGUUCACUGGGAUCCUCCAGACCUGACCAAUGGAAUGGAUCUGCAAGGAUACCGGCUCCAGUUUGGUCGAAAAGAUCUCCCUUUGGCCACUCUAGAGUUCGCUCCCCAGGAGCGCCAGUACUCUGUGGGCAACAUUCACCGGGGGACCACUUAUAUCUUUAAAAUCUCAGCCAAGAGCAGAGGGGGCUUUGGGGAAGAGGCUUUGGCCGAACUCUCUGUUCCCGAGAACACACCAGGGGGAUACCCCCACAUUAAUGAAGGCUCCAACGUGACAUGCUGCUCAGUGAAACUGUCCUGGUCUCCACCCGUGCUGGCGGAGAGGAAUGGGGUCAUCACAGAGUACACUUUGGCCUAUAAAGAAGCGGGUACUGGAGAAGCACCACAGGAACUCCACUUGCCUCCCAGCCUAUCCAGCUAUGUGCUCAACAGCCUCAAACCGAACUCGGCAUAUGACGUGAAAAUUCGCGCACACACCAGUGUAGGUCCUGGGCCCUACAGCCCACCUAUCCAGUAUCGGACGGUGGCCAUUGAUCCAUCAGAUGUUCCAAAGAAUUUCACCGUAAAGUGGGCCACAAAGACCACAGUAGUUCUUGCUUGGAAAUUUACUAAAAACUCGUCCCCAUACAAAUGCACGAUUGAGUACAACCGUCAGAAGAUUGAUGUGGAUGCCAGGCAGAUGAGGGCCUACAUAACUGGGCUGAGACACAACACUACUUACGAGUUCAGGGUGACCUGCCAAGAAAGCGUAGAUGGUGGGCCUCGGCAUCGCGUGGUGGCCCAGACUGCGCCUCUCAUCCUGGCCAAGAAACCCAAGCUGGACAUCUAUGCUGAGUCGGAAAGCGUGCUCACCAUGUCUUUCCCAUCAGUCAAUGGCAAGGAUGUCAAGAGCUUUUAUGUGGUAGUUGUACCACUGAAGAAGUCUCCAGGAACUGUUAAAAACCUGAAAAACCCUGAUGAAAUGGACAUGGAAAAACUGUUGGGAGAGGUGAUCCCGAAGCGUCGUUCACGCCGUCAACUGGCUCAGCUGGACCAGGCGGACCCCUACAUCACCGCCUGCUUCAGGCAGCUUCCUUCCAGCUUCACAGUGGGAUCUGACCACCACCACAGCACCUGUGAGAAUAAGCCUCUGAGACCUGGUCAAGAGUAUGUCUUCUUCCUAAUGGCUGAGCUAAAUGCCACUGCAGGGAAAAUGUUUGCAACAAGUCCCUACACCGACACUGUGAUGACUCCCGAGCUGGUGGGUGACCCUUUGCCAGUUGAGCCUAGUGAUGGACUCAUAUGGGUAGUGGGCCCUGUCCUGGCUGUGCCGCAAAAGAAAAGAAUCAGAGCCACGCACGAAAUGUCUACUGAACAAUGCAGACAUUACCCCCCACCACCCUACAGAUCCCAUUCUGGUCUAAGCAGUCCUCAGAGUGAAGCAGAUUUUGACUAUGAAAGGAUGAUGAAUCAUCCCCCUAUUCCUAUCUCAGAGCUGGCUGAGCACACAGAACUUCUCAAGGCUAACGACAACCUCAAACUCUCCCAGGAAUACGAGUCCAUUGAUCCAGGUCAGCAGUUCACCUGGGAGCACUCCAACCUGGAGGUGAACAAACCCAAAAAUCGUUACGCCAACGUCAUCGCCUACGACCACUCCCGUGUCAUCCUGGCUCCCAUAGAUGGUAUAACUGGUAGUGACUACAUCAAUGCCAACUACAUUGAUGGCUACAGGAAGCAGAAUGCCUACAUAGCAACCCAAGGUCCAUUACCAGAGACAUUUGGGGACUUCUGGAGGAUGGUGUGGGAACAGCGAGCAGCCACUGUCGUCAUGAUGACCAGGCUGGAGGAGAAGUCACGGAUCAAGUGUGACCAGUACUGGCCCAGUCGUGGAACCGAAACCUACGGCAUGACCCAAAAUGGCUCGAGUGAGAAGCGAGAAGUUCGUCAGUUCCAGUUCACAGCAUGGCCUGACCAUGGUGUGCCAGAAUACCCAACCCCAUUCCUGGCCUUCCUUCGUAGGGUGAAGACUUGUAACCCGCCCGAUGCCGGACCCAUCAUUGCUCACUGCAGUGCGGGUGUUGGCAGAACAGGCUGCUUUAUAGUAAUCGAUGCCAUGCUUGAGCGUAUCAAGCACGAGAAGACAGUCGACAUUUACGGCCAUGUGACACUGAUGCGCUCACAGCGGAACUACAUGGUGCAGACAGAGGAUCAGUACAGCUUCAUUCAUGAUGCUCUGCUGGAGGCGGUUGCCUGCGGAAACACUGAAGUGGCUGCCCGGAGCCUGUACUCCUACAUCCAAAAGCUGGCCCAGGUGGAGAGCGGCGAGCAUGUCACUGGCAUGGAGCUAGAGUUCAAGCGUCUGGCCAACUCCAAAGCCCAUACAUCACGCUUCAUCAGUGCCAACCUCCCCUGCAACAAGUUCAAGAACCGGCUGGUCAACAUCAUGCCCUAUGAGACCACACGUGUCUGCCUGCAGCCAAUCAGAGGCCUGGAAGGAUCUGAUUACAUCAAUUCUAGCUUUAUUGAUGGAUAUAGGCAGCAAAGGGCUUACAUCGCCACACAGGGCCCUCUGGCAGAGACUACAGAAGACUUCUGGAGAAUGCUCUGGGAGAACAACUCCACUAUUGUAGUCAUGUUGACCAAACUGAGAGAAAUGGGACGGGAAAAGUGUCAUCAGUACUGGCCGGCAGAGCGGUCCGCCAGAUAUCAGUACUUUGUGGUGGAUCCCAUGGCAGAGUAUAACAUGCCUCAGUACAUCCUCCGAGAGUUUAAGGUCACAGAUGCAAGGGAUGGUCAGUCCAGAACUGUGAGGCAGUUCCAGUUUACUGAUUGGCCUGAGCAAGGUGUGCCCAAAUCAGGGGAGGGAUUCAUAGAUUUCAUUGGCCAGGUGCAUAAAACCAAGGAGCAGUUUGGACAAGAUGGACCUAUCUCUGUUCACUGCAGCAUUGUCCUUGAAAGAAUGCGUUAUGAAGGUGUGGUGGAUAUCUUCCAAACAGUGAAGAUGCUCCGGACGCAGAGGCCAGCGAUGGUCCAGACUGAGGAUGAGUACCAAUUCUGCUAUCACGCAGCUCUGGAGUACUUAGGAAGCUUUGAUCACUAUGCAACG